Messenger RNA from Saxophila tyrrhenica, 888 nucleotides. It is a transcript of the gene STE14, whose product is annotated as farnesyl cysteine-carboxyl methyltransferase. NCBI's taxonomy places the organism in Eukaryota, Fungi, Ascomycota, Dothideomycetes, Mycosphaerellales, Extremaceae. The coding region runs from base 1 to 888 and encodes 295 amino acids. The transcript has 2 exons. Gene Ontology annotation, cellular component: membrane; endoplasmic reticulum. The record is from RefSeq and is a predicted model, not a curated record. Gene Ontology annotation, biological process: C-terminal protein methylation. Gene Ontology annotation, molecular function: protein C-terminal S-isoprenylcysteine carboxyl O-methyltransferase activity.
AUGGCGCGAAAAUCUGUCUCCUCCUCCGCCAACGGCAACGGCAAUGGCCACCUGCCUACAACAGCACAAACGUCUUCAGAGGGACUCCAAGCUUCAAACCACAUCCCCGGCACAACUCGUCAACCCAACGAAGAUGGAUUCGACUGGUCCCGCCCGUCCUUCCAACGCCGCGCCCUUCCCUUCGACCCCUCCCUGCUCCCCCAUGGCCGCCGCUCCCUCUCCUCCAUCGCCCUGCAGUCCUUCACCCUAGGCCUCACGCUCGCCGCCUGCACUCUAAACACGGCCUACCUUCUUUUCGCCAGGAGCACGCUAUGGCGCUUACCAGCCUUCUUCGCCUGCCUGAGUCUCUUCCACUUCCUCGAAUUCUGGACAACAGCGCGCUUCAACGCCCCCCAAGCGCGAGCAUCGAGUUUCCUGCUCUGGAGUAAUGGGGUGGCGUACAACGUCGCGCACACCCUCGCUACCGUCGAAAUCAUUGCCUCGGCGUUCAUACCAUGGUAUCAGCAAUCCUUCGUCAACGCCUACACGAUCGCUUUAGGCGUCGGCCUCGUGGCUCUAGGACAGAGCGUCCGGACGCUGGCGAUGGCGCAAGCGGGUACGAAUUUCAACCACACCCCCGCCAAAACCAAGGAGGAAGGGCAUGUGCUCGUUACAGAGGGGGUGUAUCGGUGGUUACGGCAUCCGAGCUACUUUGGGUUCUUCUGGUGGGCGUUUGGGACGCAAGUGUUGGUUGGGAAUAAGGUUUGUGUGGUGGGUUAUUUGAUGACGCUGUGGAUGUUUUUUUGGAAGAGGAUUAGAGCGGAGGAGAUCACGCUGGUGGAUUUCUUUGGGGAGGACUAUGAGUUGUAUCGGAAGCGGACGGGGACUGGGAUACCGCUCAUACGAUGA